This is a messenger RNA of Limulus polyphemus (Atlantic horseshoe crab), 492 nucleotides long. RefSeq lists its product as uncharacterized. Bases 1 to 492 code for a protein of 163 amino acids. NCBI's taxonomy places the organism in Eukaryota, Metazoa, Arthropoda, Merostomata, Xiphosura, Limulidae. The transcript has a single exon. The record is from RefSeq and is a predicted model, not a curated record.
AUGGCAAUUGUAAUACAACCAGCCUAUUUCCUCAGAGAAAGCACAAGACGAAGUUCCAUGAUCAAGAAUCGUACACUUCCAACACUGGGCAUCCUCGAUGACACAAGUGACUGGGAUGUUGCAGUAGGCAUAGUAGACAUGAGGCAAUACCCUGAAGUCAUUGCUAGAACUAGUUUUAGACCUGAUCUGGUCCUCUAUUCUGAAAGCACAAGAACAAUAGUGGCAAUAGAGUUGACUGUGCCCUAUAAGACAAGAAUGAGCGAAAGUCAUGAAUACAAGUUAGCAAAUUAUGAAAAGUCCAUGAAAGUAAUCCAAGACAAGGGGUAUAUUACAAGACUGUUCGCUGUAGAAUUAGGAGCAAGAGGUAUGACAGGUUCAUUAUUAUACAGCCUACUGAAACAUAUUGGUCUGUCAAGUCAGAGAAAAUCCAAGUAUCUGAAAGAACUGGCAAAAACAGAAGGAGGCAUGCUGGAUAUUGGCAAAGAGGAAUGA